Molecule: messenger RNA, 1729 nt
Organism: Tarenaya hassleriana
Lineage: Eukaryota; Viridiplantae; Streptophyta; Magnoliopsida; Brassicales; Cleomaceae
Product: hydroxymethylglutaryl-CoA synthase-like
Exons: 12
Coding region: 162-1547 (461 amino acids)
Biological process (GO): acetyl-CoA metabolic process
Molecular function (GO): hydroxymethylglutaryl-CoA synthase activity
Source: RefSeq, a predicted model, not a curated record
CCAUUUUCCCGUCCCGGAAACAGUCUUUUUGUGAAGAGAGAAACGAGGAGAACACAAAUAAAUAAAAUAAAAUUCUUUUUUUUUUCUCCCCGGGCUUUGAUCGGUAGAUUCGUCCACUUUUUCACUUCUCUCAGGUUCUCUGAAGAAUCCGGUGAUUAGCAAUGGCGAAGAACGUGGGGAUUCUUGCUGUUGACAUCUACUUUCCUCCCACCUGCGUCCAGCAGGAAGCUCUUGAAGCUUUUGAUGGAGCCAGCAAAGGGAAAUACACGAUUGGGCUUGGACAAGAUUGUAUGGCAUUCUGCACGGAGCUUGAAGAUGUAAUCUCAAUGAGCUUGACCGUUGUAACUUCCCUCCUUGAGAAGUAUAAGAUUGACCCGACGAAAAUCGGACGUCUUGAAGUAGGCAGCGAAACCGUGAUAGACAAGAGCAAGUCCAUCAAGACUUUCUUGAUGCAAAUCUUCGAGAAACAUGGAAAUACCGACAUUGAAGGAGUUGAUUCUACAAACGCCUGCUAUGGUGGAACAGCAGCUUUGUUGAACUGUGUCAACUGGGUCGAGAGCAACUCAUGGGAUGGACGAUACGGUUUAGUUGUUUGUACAGACAGUGCGGUAUAUGCAGAAGGACCGGCAAGACCCACGGGAGGAGCAGCCGCUGUUGCUAUGUUGAUAGGACCCGAGGCUCCUAUCGUCUUCGAGAGCAAAUUUAGAGGCAGCCAUAUGGCUCAUGCUUACGACUUUUACAAGCCCGAUCUUGCCAGCGAAUACCCGGUUGUUGAUGGAAAGCUUUCUCAAACUUGCUACUUAAUGGCUCUUGACUCAUGCUACAAAACUCUGUGCAACAAGUACGAAAAACUCGAAGGCAAGCAAUUCUCUCUUGAUGAAGCUGACUUCUUUGUUUUCCAUUCCCCAUACAACAAGCUUGUCCAGAAAAGCUUCGCCCGUUUGCUAUACAACGAAUUCAUGAGGAACACGAGUUCUGUUGACGAAGCUGCUAAAGAAAUGUUCAAGCAGUUUGCAUCAUUGUCCAUUGAUGAAAGCUACCAGAGCCGGGAUCUUGAAAAGGUUUCGCAACAGCUGGCGAAGCCGCUGUAUGAUUCCAAAGUAAAGCCAACGACUUUGAUAUCGAAGCAAGGUGGAAACAUGUACACGGCAUCUCUCUACGCAGCUUUCGUCUCCCUCAUCCAUGGCAAACACAGUGAACUGCCUGGGAAACGUGUGGUCAUGUUCUCGUACGGAAGUGGCCUUACCGCAACUAUGUUCUCGCUUAAGCUCCGUGAGAACGCUGCUCCGUUCGGCUUAUCCGACAUUGCAACUGCCAUGGACGUUGCUGGGAAGUUGAAGAACAGACACGAGUUUUCGCCGGAGAAAUUCGUGGAGACGAUGAAGCUGAUGGAGCAUCGAUAUGGCGCAAAGGAUUUCGUGACGAACAAGGAACAGAUCGGAUUGUUGUCGCCGGGAACUUACUAUCUUGUCGAGGUUGACUCCAAGUACCGGAGAUUCUACUCUGCGAUCUCGCCGGAGAAUGGAUCGGUCGAGAACGGGCACUGAACGACCGAGUCAUGACUCGUACGGACAUUGGAUUUUUUUUUGGUUGUUCGCAGUUGACAGAUCCGUUCUCUCUCUCUCCAAAAAAAAAAGUCGUUUUCUUCUUUUUCUAAGCUUUUGGUUGAAAUAAUUGUUCGCUUGUAUUUUUAUUUUAUCAUGAAUAAAAAAUAGCAUUAUAAAUGCCA